This is a messenger RNA of Scophthalmus maximus (turbot), 1301 nucleotides long. RefSeq names its product testis-expressed protein 26-like. Bases 1 to 1161 code for a protein of 386 amino acids. The transcript is spliced from 7 exons. Gene Ontology annotation, cellular component: cytoplasm. NCBI's taxonomy places the organism in Eukaryota, Metazoa, Chordata, Actinopteri, Pleuronectiformes, Scophthalmidae. The record is from RefSeq and is a predicted model, not a curated record.
AUGGUCGUGUGGCCGACGUUAGCGAGACGGCGUGGGACCAGCGCAGAUGCUCGUCGCCGUGUGAGCGUCAUCCCGCCCGGCUCGGUCGUGCAACUCAAACACGCACAACAGCGACGCAAACCGUGCGAAACGCAUCGCAGCGCGCGGCUUCGUCCGCGACACGCACGCACGCACUCCGCGAGUGAGUGGACCCGCGCGGUGCUCACCGAUCACAAAGCGAUAUACGAGGCCAGCUGCGCGUCGGUUUAUGGCCUUGUAGUAAAUUCUUUUGUAGAGGUCGAACACUGCUGGGAUCCAUAUGAAACAUGUCACAGGAGACAAUUCGUCUACCAUCCAAACUCGGCUGCAGAGAUUCUGCUGUGCCCAGGGUCAACAUCAUUUGUAGACCCUCAUUCGCAGUCUGGACCUUUAGGUUCAACUGUGUACAAUGAGGAGUUUUGCUGGAAGACUGCCUGUAAACCUGAAUGCAUUCAAACAGGAACAGCCUCAGGACAGAGGAGAAACAACCCGCAUCCCAGUCAGUCCUUCAUGAUGUGGAGGCUGCCCAUGGAUGCCACACAGAGCCCUGAGUAUGUCAGGUUCCCUCUGACAUGUCCCCCAUCUGAGGGGGACAUCUGUAAGGCCAUGACAACACAGUACCGCUCCACCUACAGAUGUGACUUCACGGGUUUGCCUCAAGGAUGUAAUUACGUUAAUAAUGCAAAAGGACGACUUGCACCUCUGCCCAGCAGGCAUCACGUGCCACUCUCUACUGACACAGAGAUGAGGGACAAUUAUCGCCGGCCAAAGCAAAACCCUGAACUGAUGAGUAACCACUCUCACUACUGCAACAACACACGCCCUAAUGUGGCCCGCCGUGGUAUAGUUCCAACUGUUGUUCAAAGACAGGUCCACACUAAGCAGAAAGGAUCCGAUGUGACGACCUACGACAGGUUUUAUGGAAAGAGAGCCACGAACAUCACGUCUGUAGUAAAGUCUCUGCUGCCCCAGGAGCUGCAGCACUUACACAGAAUUUUACCUGUGGGAGAAAGGGAAGCUGUCAAAACAGUUUUGAGUAAAAAGGAUUAUUCAAACAAUCGGGAGAAAGCGAAUAAACUUCCAACUGUUGUGAGUAAGUCCUGUUCACCAGAGUGGAUAUCAAGUUGGCCAGGACCUCUCUGAUCCUUAUUGCUUAAGUUUGUGUAUCUGUGUUUGUAUUUCCAUCAUAUCAUAUCAUUUCAUAUAAACUCUCACAUAAUCAAUUUGCAUUUUUGUGUGUACUGUGUGUGUGGUGAUGAUUAAACUGCUCCUUGGGUCGGAAA